Molecule: messenger RNA, 1014 nt
Organism: Anolis sagrei ordinatus
Lineage: Eukaryota; Metazoa; Chordata; Lepidosauria; Squamata; Anolidae
Source: RefSeq, a predicted model, not a curated record
GCUGCCUUCACGUGUAUCAAGAACUUGUGGAACCGCAAGCCCCUGAAAGUAUAUGGUGGGCGCAUGGCAGAGUCCAUGCUGGCCAUCCUAUGUCACAUUCUGCGGGGGGAGCCAGUCAUCCGUGAGCGCCUUGGCAAAGAGAAAGAAGGCGCACGUAGUGAGGAGGAAGGAGGGCAAGAGGAAGGUGGUGCCCGAAGAGAGCCUCAGGUGAAUCAGCAGCAGCUGCAGCAGCUGAUGGACAUGGGUUUUACAAGGGAGCAUGCCAUGGAAGCUCUUCUGAACACCAGUACCAUGGAACAAGCCACAGAAUAUUUGCUGACCCAUCCUCCACCUCUUAUGGGUGGGGUUGUGCGGCAGGAUCUGAGUAUGUCUGAAGAAGACCAGAUGAUGAGGGCCAUUGCUAUGUCACUGGGACAAGAUAUACCCAUGGACCAAAGAGCAGAAUCCCCAGAGGAAGCUGCUUGCCGAAAGGAGGAAGAAGAACGCAAGGCCAGGGAGAAACAGGAGGAAGAAGAAGCAAAGUGCCUUGAGAAAUUCCAAGAUGCAGAACCUCUGGAGCAAGAAGAACUGCACAGCUUUACAGAUACAAUGCUCCCUGGUUGCUUCCACCUGCUGGAUGAGCUGCCAGACACAGUCUACCGUGUCUGUGAUCUCAUCAUGACUGCAAUCAAACGCAACGGGGCUGACUACAGAGAUAUGAUCCUCAAGCAAGUGGUGAAUCAGGUGUGGGAAGCUGCUGAUGUUCUCAUCAAAGCUGCCUUGCCCCUUACUACAAGUGACACAAAGACUGUCUCAGAGUGGAUCAGCCAAAUGGCUACCUUGCCCCAGGCCUCCAACCUGGCCACACGCAUUCUGCUUUUAACAUUACUCUUUGAGGAGCUGAAGUUGCCAUGUGCUCGUGUGGUGGAAUCAAGUGGCAUUCUCAAUGUUCUGAUCAAGCUGCUGGAAGUGGUGCAACCAUGCCUGCAGGCUGCCAAGGAACAGAAAGAAGUGCAGACCCCAAAGUAAGAAAUA